This is a messenger RNA of Aegilops tauschii subsp. strangulata, 765 nucleotides long. The record is from RefSeq and is a predicted model, not a curated record. NCBI's taxonomy places the organism in Eukaryota, Viridiplantae, Streptophyta, Magnoliopsida, Poales, Poaceae.
AUGGUUUUGGAGGACGAAAGCAGCGACAACCAGUCUAGCCUCUCGUACAUGCACUCUUCCUCCUCCACCGACGGGCUUAACCAGGUCCCUUUCAGCCUUGAAGAUCCAGAUUACAAGGGGCUUGAGCUGGAUUUGAUGUCCCCAUGUGAGAAGCACGACAUGGCAUCUAAGAGGCUUGUUGCCUUUGAAGGACACAUGCAUGAGGUUUUUAGCAUGUGCACAGCCGGUAACAAUUGUGGCUUUGUUGAAUGGGUUGAUCACCAGUGGCCCCCAACAAUGCAGAAUGCAUUGUUGAAGGUGUGGGCGAUGGUUGAAGAUGCCAAAAGUGCCAGGGUCAAUGAUAAUCAUGAAAGUGCUUUAGCUAUUCAUAAUCUGACAGAAGAGAAGAACAAGCUAGAGGCCAACUAUGACAAGUUAGUCCAAGAUGAGGUAAGAAAAGAACUGAUUGCUGAUAUGAAGGCACAUAUGGCAACUGAGAUGGCAAAGAAAGAUGCAGAGACCCAGAAGCUUACUCAGAAGUAUGAACUGCUGGUUAACCUGACAAGAGCUCAAGCAACAGUCAUUCAGAACUUGAAGUUGAACAAUAUGAAAGAGAAGCAAGUGCUGAUUGAAGCUAGGAUGAAUUUGGAGCUGAAGAAUGCAGAGGGAAAGGAAAAUCAUAUUCAAGAGAAGUGCCAGUUAGAGCUUCGGAAUGCUGAGCUCCUGAUGGGAAAUGAAAAGCUGAAGGAGAAGUUCAAGGGGAUUCAGGCCAUCUUGGAGAAGUGA